CUCAAGCUGUGGAGUGUGCUUCCAGCUUGUUGUUUGUUUGUCGGUACGUUCUCGAGCGCCGCAGCCCCGCGAGUGCCGGACGGGACACGGAGGCAGUGGCAGCAUGACCCAGCAGAUGAGGCGCCUGAACAGCCUGAACAGCGACAGGACUGAGAGCAACAGCAGCGAUGACGAGACCCGCAAGCAGCUUUUGCUCCUUCUCUCCAGCAAGCGGGUGCAUAAGGUCUUGAGGACAUGCCAACAGCAACUCUCUCGUGUGCCGGAAGCAGCCGAGCUGAGCCCGGCAAAGCUGCUAAAGAUCGUGGCUGAAGGGCACGCUCUUUGGAAGAAGCGGCGGGUGUGGGGCGCCUGCCCGGACGACACCUGGGGGCUCUUUCUCGAACACCUUGAUGACAUCUUGAAGCCUUACUGCCAGGGGUUGGCCCUGCUGUCAGAGGAGGACUGGAAGGAGGUGAAGUCCUGGUGUCGGAUCUCCCCACGUCAGCUGUGUGACGUCAUCGCAGCCAGUCUUGAGUUCCACCGAAUGCCUGAGCCCGCCCAAGUGAUGCUUGUCGCGGGAAGCUUGGAGAUGACAGCUGCAGCUGCAACUGCUGCUGCGACAGCUGCAUGCGUCUCCGCUUGAUUAGCUCGGCGCCCCUUUUCGGCCAGAACUGGGCGUCGACCUCUCCAGGUGAUUCAUUAAAAAAAAUGCAAGAGAGGCUCAGGGAGACUAAAUCGUCUCCGUCUCUGCAACUCACCUGGGGUUACUUGCAAUACUUGCUGGCUUGCUGCGACAAACAGUCUCCAGAGC
Effrenium voratum is the source of this 790-nucleotide messenger RNA. The record is from the annotation of a GenBank genome assembly. NCBI's taxonomy places the organism in Eukaryota, Dinophyceae, Suessiales, Symbiodiniaceae.